Messenger RNA from Echinostoma caproni, 2361 nucleotides. NCBI's taxonomy places the organism in Eukaryota, Metazoa, Platyhelminthes, Trematoda, Plagiorchiida, Echinostomatidae. The record is from the annotation of a GenBank genome assembly.
AUGGCCUCCCAGUUUACGGUAACGGAGAGCACAUCCGAAUUUCAAGACAACCCGGUUAGUCCGAAUGAAGGAGACACGCGUGCCACUGUGGAAUCGACUCGCAAAUGUCGUCACUGUGAGCCACUGGAUGUCUCGUUUAUGACCGAAGAUCUUUUUAAUAUUGUCUUGGAGAAUGAGCCGGUGUAUGGUGUUGAUGGUACUGGACAAGAUCCAAUUACAGUCGGCGUUAGUCGUCCAACUGUGGGUUUGCCUGUCAACACAACUACACGUCAGUCCCAAGUACGCGAUCCGUUUACGGAGAGGAUUAACGCUGGAGAUGUACAACCUGACAGUGGAGAAUCAAUAAAGGUUGAGGAAAACAUUCGCCAUUCACCAAACGCAGAUCAGUCGGAACGUCCAGUGACUUGUGUAGAAGUGGCCGAUGCUGCUGGUACGGAUGAUGUUCAAACGUUUCAGAAGUUCGCGUCCACUUAUUUUCAAGGGGGUGCUACUCCAGAAUUUACAAGACGUAAGCUAACAAAACCACUGUUGGUCCAUUCCAAGGAAAGUGAUCGAUCGGCUGCCAUUGCUGUUUGGACAAUGAUUUUAGGGUUUAUGGAAAGUCGACCUGAACCGAACAAAACCGUCCCGUGUUCGGAAACACUCGACUGGUUGUCCAGUUUAUCCAGUGACUUAUGUUCCGGCCAAAUGGAUGCCCGAAAUGCACCAAAUGAAACCACUGGAGUCAACAAAGAAACGCGAAACUAUGCGAAUGACAAGAACAACAAUCCCACACCGAUUUUGAUCCGUAAAGUUCGUGCAGAAGGUUGGUUUCUGCUGGCAUUGUGUACCGGUUGCUUUGUACCAUCUGAACGACUCUUACCGUCAUUUCGUCACUUCGUUCAAACUUACGGCCCUCCUGAGUUUGUUGAUUUAUGCCUGCAUCGAUUGGAACGCACUCUAGCGAAUGGGAUUCGACGCCAACCUCCCGGUUGGGCCGAGGUAUGUGCUACUCGAAUGAGGCAGGAUAUGCAACUUUCUAUAACCCUGAUGGACAAUCGAACUGUACUCGUUCACGCGGAUGCUGCCACCAUGGCUUCAGAAGUGUGUGCCUCUGUGGCAGAUCAGAUUGGAUUACAAGAUCGUUUUGGAUUCUCUUUAUAUAUUGGGUUGUUGAACAAGGUCUCAUCUCUGGGGAAUAGUAAUGAUCAUUUGAUGGAUGCAAUAAGUCAGUGUGAAAAGUUUAUCGAAGGAUCUGGUCCUCACGAUCCAUGGGCACCGUGGAAUCUAUACUUUCGUAAAGAACUGUUCACUCCAUGGCACGAUCCAUCUAUAGAUCCAGUUGCCACAGACCUGAUCUAUCAUCAAGUCGCCCUGGGCCUGGUUCACGGCGAGUAUCUCUGUGAUAAGCAUGAAACAGUUUGCUUUCUACUGGCUUGCAAAUAUCACGUGGAAACGUUCACACAAUUUGACAUGAACAUUAAUCCCAUUCAGCUGGACUCUGAGGAUAUCAAAACGUGGCUUGUGAAACAAAAUUGUCGAUGGGUCACCGAUCCCGCCUCCACACGAAGUUCAUACCCCUCAUUGCUCACGUUAACAACUGUCCAAAAUACCAAAUACACACUCUACUCUUCUGAUUCGGACGAAAUUUGUGAGCUAAUUAUUAGAUUCUUGACUGGUCUAAAAGAACGAUCAAUUUAUGUGGUUGCUGUGCAAGAGGUUCGACCAACCGAUGUCGUGGACGGUGAUCAAAAGCUACUCUUUAUGAACUAUGGUGACCUGAUUGUGCUACGUCCUCCGGUAGAGAAUAGUCAUUUAUGUUCCGAAAACCACCCAGAUUCCUGUGGUCUUUCUUUGGUUUCCGAGCCCCUUUCCCCAGUUCCGUUUCUCCACGAGCAUCUCGUGCAACUGGGGGAAUCCACCGGAGGUUUGUGUUGCGGGGAAAAUCAACGUACUCGACAAGUGGGUGAAUUUCCGGCGAAAUUCGUUUACAUUUUACCCACAUUGACUUUCCCCACACCCAAAAUGUUGAUUCUGUUUGAUUCGACAAGCAGUGUACUAACAGAUGGCGAUCAAACACUAACCGAUUUAGAUGAUUCCAGUCUGAAGUCUAUUCCAAAUGUUCCAUCUGUGCUCUACAUGCCCAUGCUGUCAAACGGUUGUGGUCGCCCCGGUUCACUCGGUAAGUUGCAAGCUUUUUUGGAUAGUUUGAGUGCUAGUCUGGCCAUGUUCGGUAUGCGUUUCGCAUCUUCAAAGUGUAAAAUGUUGUUGUUGUUGGAUCCAGCCCCCAACCUCAUCCUGACUGGGGAAGUAGUAGAGGAAGUAUACAAAUUUUGCUAUCUGAGCUACAUCUCAGCUACAUCUCACCUGGCGGAUGUAUAA